This is a messenger RNA of Musa acuminata subsp. malaccensis (wild Malaysian banana), 1180 nucleotides long. RefSeq lists its product as uncharacterized. The record is from RefSeq and is a predicted model, not a curated record. Gene Ontology annotation, cellular component: cytoplasm; membrane. Lineage: Eukaryota; Viridiplantae; Streptophyta; Magnoliopsida; Zingiberales; Musaceae.
GUGGCGGUUCAUCCGCAAUUAUUGGGCAGCUGCCGCCUCUUCGUCGUCGUCACCGGUCAUAUAGCCUUCUCCGCUUCCCCUCCUCCUCUUGUGAUACUAUGGAUGCCCUGGGAAACGGGGGAGGAUUCUGGUGGUGGCAGUUUUCCCCGCGCGACCGCAAGCACCGUCCCCGGAGGAGGCCCAAUUCCUCCUCCUCUUCCUCGGAGUCGAUCGAUCUCGGCGAGCGUGGGUGGUUUCUCGCCGACUUCCCCCUCAAGCAAGCUUCCAUCGCCGCCUCCCUCACCCUCACCGGUGACACCGUGGCACAGCUUAGGGACCGCUUCCUCGUCCACGCCCGCCGCCCGUCCGAUUCCGAUGACAAGGAAAUAGUUUCAGCACUUUUUUCAAAUCAUGAUUGGCUUCGUGCACUACGCAUGGCUUCCUAUGGGUUUCUUCUUUAUGGUCCAGGUUCUUAUGCUUGGUAUCAGUUUCUUGAUCAUUGUAUGCCCAAGCCAACUUUUGUGAACCUGUCAAUGAAGGUCAUAUUGAACCAGAUUGUACUUGGUCCAUGUGUUAUUGCUGUGAUUUUUGCUUGGAACAAUUUGUGGCUUGGGAAAUUAGCAGAGUUACCAUCCAAGUAUCAAAAAGAUGCCCUUCCUACACUUCUCUAUGGUUUUAGGUUUUGGAUUCCUGUCACUAUAGUUAAUUUCACGGCCAUCCCUCUAUCCGCCCGUGUUGCAUUCAUGUCUACAUGCUCCAUAUUCUGGAACUUCUAUUUGUCAACAACCAUGAGCAAGUAAUCAUCGGAUAAAGCCCUUGGGCAGCAAAUGGCGAUGCUUGCUUCCGUAAUUUGUGGAGUUAAAUGGCUUCUGUGUACUGCAUCUCCAGCUUUUGGUUGAGCUUCGUUUCUGAGUUGCACAAGGGUUGUCAUGCAUCACACCUUCAGAAUUUCCAGACAACUAUGAAGAGUUUCGAGGUUAUUCUAAUCCGUUAUCGUAGUUUCAUCAAGAACAAAGAACAUUCUUUUUCUGAUGUUCAUUUCUUUCUGGUAAUUUGGGGAGUUUUAGUUUGUAGUUCUCAGUUUUCGGACAAUAGCGUUAUGUAUCUCGCUGUCUAUCAGUUGCUUUGUCCUUGUAAGCUCACACCUCCUUAAUCGUGUCCGUGUUCGUUUGUUUUAUAAAUAUAGCCAGUAUUGAUUGCA